GCGGGCCACGUGACCGAGGGCGCUUCCGGCGUGGGCGCGCUCGGUGGCUCCGCGAUGCGUCUCUCGGCCUCGGCGUGGAUCAAGCAUGGGCGCGUCUACCGGCGCCUCGGCCUCGGGCCCCGCUCGCGCCUCGACCUGCUGCGGAACCUGGUCACGGCCCUGGUGCGCCACGAGCGGAUCGAGGCCCCUCGCGGGCGCGCCGACGAGAUGCGCUUCUACGCCGAACACCUGAUCAACUAUGCCAAGCGUGGGGACACGGACCCCCAAGCAAUGCGCAUGGCCGACUUCUGGUUGACGGAGAAGGAUCUCCUGCACAAGCUCUUCAAGGUGCUGGCUCCUCGCUUCCAGGCACACUCCAGCAACUACACACGCCUGCUGCGGAUCCCCAACCGGGAGAACCUGGACCGUGCUGAGAUGGCCGUCAUUGAGUACAAGGGGAACCCGUUCCCGCCCCUCCUGCGCCCAAAGCGGGACAGCGAGAAGACGCUGGUGAAUCAGCUGCUGAAGGGCUUCCGGGAGGAUGCACUGAGGGUGGCAGAAGCUCCACUCCAGGGGAGCCCAUCUGAGGGCACGGCAGUGUAGACAGAAGGACAGACACCACUUCCUCCCCUUCUCCUGUCACUUGGAAGCCUGCCUACGACCUCACCUUGAUGUUGGGGAGAGGAGCUGCAUUUCUUUGGGUUUUUUGAGACCACCUCCCUGCUUUCAUCUACUUUGCUAUGCAGGUUACUAGUUUUCUCUUGGGACUGGAAACUUGAAAAAAGAGAAGCUCUCUUACCUUCAUGCACACAGAAAUAAACGACAGCAGCCGUGGGGCAAA
Molecule: messenger RNA, 820 nt
Organism: Podarcis raffonei (Aeolian wall lizard)
Lineage: Eukaryota; Metazoa; Chordata; Lepidosauria; Squamata; Lacertidae
Gene: MRPL17
Product: mitochondrial ribosomal protein L17
Exons: 3
Coding region: 55-582 (175 amino acids)
Biological process (GO): translation
Cellular component (GO): mitochondrial large ribosomal subunit; ribosome
Molecular function (GO): structural constituent of ribosome
Source: RefSeq, a predicted model, not a curated record